Molecule: messenger RNA, 1766 nt
Organism: Homalodisca vitripennis (glassy-winged sharpshooter)
Lineage: Eukaryota; Metazoa; Arthropoda; Insecta; Hemiptera; Cicadellidae
Product: hepatocyte growth factor activator-like
Biological process (GO): proteolysis
Molecular function (GO): serine-type endopeptidase activity
Source: RefSeq, a predicted model, not a curated record
GUGACAGUGCGCUGCCUGUAGUCAGUGACUGAGCCGUGCAGGUCACUACACGAGAGAACAUCGUCAACAUGGACUUAUCAGUGAUUAUCAAUGUCUUCCUGCUGUGCUUCAGUGUCCCCACAGCGCUCCUGAGGACCUUCCCGGUGUAUCAAGAUUGUACAGAUGAAGGGGUAGAAUGUGUCUACGAGUAUCAAUGUUCUCCCGACUACAAGUCUGCUUUGAAUGCGAGUUGUCAGGAGGGGAAGGUCUGCUGUAAGGUGGACCAACCACAACCUCACCUGACAACUCACAGCCCUCUCCAGAACCAUUCCAAGGCAGGCCAUCGACCGAAAGCUUUAUUCCUUACCCCAGAAAAAGGCAGCGGUUUGUCCAACUCUUUGUCACAUAACUUUGAGUACUCUGUGGACAAAAAACCUGAAGAUGGGUUAGAUACGAGAAUAGUCAAUGUGGAACUUUUAAAUAACAGCUUGGUCAAUCCUUCCAUCACUCCCACUAAAGAGACGUCCAGUGAGCCGGAGGAAGAUAGUAUCAUCAUAUUCCCAGAUGAGAGCGAAGAAGAUGAUGAUGAAGCUAUCAGACGCAUAAAAAAGCUCUACCAAAUUUAUGCAAUGGAAUUUAAGAAAUACAAUUUAAAAAAUUCGGGCGAGUUUCCAAAAAGGAGACAGAAAUAUGCCGCUGGCUUCAGAAGUGCCAAAUAUUGCAGGCUGUAUGAAAAGUUUAUAGUUGACAACUCCCUGUUGGCCAUCCCUCUGCUGCCCUCCUUGUUCCCAAUCAUGAUGCAGAAGAACCACUGUUCAAAACCACUGCCUCUCAUUGUCGGCGGAAUAAACGCUUCAAGGGGAGAAUUCCCACACAUGGCAGCAUUGGGUUAUGACCGAGGAGAGUGGAUAGACUUCCUAUGUGGAGGUUCAUUGAUCAGUGAGAGAUACGUUCUGACAGCUGCGCACUGCGCUCAUUCCAAGUGGGGUCCACCGAUAAUUGUGCGGCUCGGAACACUGAAUCUGAUCGCUGACGUGGGGCAGAACAUGGAUGUAGAGGAAGUGAUCGUCCACCCAGACUACUCGGAGCCGAGCUGUUACAAUGACAUCGCCUUGGUCCGCAUGAUACCAGGACUGAAGAUGAGCAAGACACUACGGCCUGCUUGUCUUCCUGCCCCCACUACCUUAGCUGGAGACCCUGGAAACCACCUGAUGGCCACUGGGUGGGGACGCACCGGAUACGGUCUGUUUUCAAGUCCAAACCUCCAGAAGGUGUCCUUGGAAGUGAUGGACAACCGGACGUGUGACAGCGUGUUCCUGGGCGGCCGCCGCACUGAACGUCUCCCCACAGGCCUGCACAGCACCAUGUUGUGUGCUGCCGGAUACUUGGAUUCUUCCCACGACACAUGUCAAGGUGAUUCAGGAGGCCCUCUACAAGCAUUGAGUCGGCACAGCAAGUGUAUGUACGAAGUGAUCGGCAUCACAUCCUUCGGCAAGCUCUGCGGCACAGGACUCCCCGCCAUCUACACCAGGGUCUCUAUGUACAUCGAGUGGAUCGAAGACAUCGUGUGGCCCUCAUAGACCUCACCUCAGAUGUACCUCAUAGGGGUGUUUGAAUUAAAUGUGAUAUUGUACAGUCAUAACUCUUAUCGCUAGUAAGUCACUGACUUGCUACGUAAGGUUUACUGACUUAGUUAGAAUCUUGUACAACUUGUGAAUUGAAUGUUGUAAAUGAUCAUACUAGUUUUGGAGUUCUAGUAGUUUACAUAUAUUUGACGGUGCAUUUAG